Suillus fuscotomentosus is the source of this 1876-nucleotide messenger RNA. RefSeq names its product UTP--glucose-1-phosphate uridylyltransferase family. Gene Ontology annotation, cellular component: cytoplasm. The coding region runs from base 1 to 1494 and encodes 497 amino acids. NCBI's taxonomy places the organism in Eukaryota, Fungi, Basidiomycota, Agaricomycetes, Boletales, Suillaceae. The transcript has 13 exons. Gene Ontology annotation, molecular function: UTP:glucose-1-phosphate uridylyltransferase activity. Gene Ontology annotation, biological process: glycogen metabolic process; UDP-alpha-D-glucose metabolic process. The record is from RefSeq and is a predicted model, not a curated record.
AUGACUUUAUUCAAGACAGCCAGCUUCCGACGAUUUCGUCACCGUAAGGCUGUUCGACCGAAUGAACGAUCUGCGUUGGCCAAAAGCACUCAAAAUGACCUUAGCCGACUAGUUCGCACUGCGGAUCCUGCAGUUAGGAAGGCAUUUGAUGUCGAAAUGCAGUCAUUUUCGAAGCUGCAUGCCCGUUAUCUCGCAGAAAAGGAAAACCGAGAGCAACUUAACUGGGAUCGCAUUAAAUCGCCCAAUGACAAGCAGGUCAUUCCUUACAGUCACCUUCCACAGAUUACUGGUCCAGAAGGCCUGUCCAAGUUGGCCGUUCUAAAAGUCAAUGGGGGUCUCGGGACCUCUAUGGGCAUCAGUGGUGCGAAAAGUGCUCUUGAAGUCAAGGACGGGCUGACUUUCUUGGACCUCAUCGUGCAACAGGUCGAGCACUUGAAUACAACACACAAGGUCGACGUGCCGCUCAUCCUUAUGACAUCCUUCAAUACGCAUGAUGAUACAUUACGUAUCAUUAAAAAAUACGUGUCCCAACGCAUCAGCAUAACUACGUUCAAUCAGUCACGGUAUCCCAGGAUAUGGAAGGAGACGUUGCAGCCUUGUCCCAAGUAUGCAUCGGACGACAAGAAACACUGGUAUCCUCCAGGCCAUGGUGAUUUGUAUGAGUCGCUGGUGCAUACUGGCGUGCUCGAUCGUCUUCUUGCUGAAGGCAAAGAGUAUUUGUUCGUCUCAAACUCCGACAAUCUUGGGGCUGUGGUCGACCAACGUAUCCUCCAGCAUAUGAUUGAUAGCGAUGCCGAAUUCUUAAUGGAGGUCACUGAUAAGACCAAGGCAGAUGUUAAGGGCGGUACUCUCAUCGAGUACGAUUCUUCCAUAAGACUUCUGGAAAUUGCCCAGGUACCUGCAGACCAUGUUGACGACUUCAAAUCAGUCCGCAAAUUCAAAAUAUUCAACACGAAUAACCUAUGGAUCAAUCUCAGAGCAUUGAAGCGGAUCAUGGAUGGAGGUGGCAUAGACCUGGACAUCAUCAUCAAUCCGAAGAUGACUGACAACGGACAAGCAGUGAUCCAGCUGGAGACCGCUGCAGGUGCAGCUAUCAAACAUUUCAAUAACGCCCACGGCAUCAACGUUCCCCGUUCACGCUUCCUGCCCGUUAAAUCCUGCUCUGAUCUGUUGCUCAUCAAGAGCGAUAUAUACUCAUUGCAAAAUGGCCGCCUGCAUAUGAGCGAGAGUAGGAUGUUCGGCAGCGUCCCGGUCAUCAAGCUGGGUGACCACUUCAAAAAGAUAACUGAUUUCCAGCCACGAUUUAAGAAGAUCCCAAAUAUCAUCGACUUGGAUCAUCUUACGGUAACGGGCGACGUUCAUUUUGGCCGAGGGAUUACGCUCCGUGGUACUGUGAUAGUGGUGGCGAACGAGGGUCAGAGGAUUGAUAUUCCGGAUGGUUGCGUGCUAGAGAAUCGUCUAGUUUCUGGGAAUCUCAAUAUGACGGAACUUUGAUCCAGUAUCCAAAUUACAUUGUAUGUUACCUUGACAAGGUUUCUGGGAGGAACUCUUGAUUCGAUGACGUACGGACUCUCAACCCUAACGUAGAAUGAUGUAUCCGCGUAUCUCGGAUGCGAAGACCAAACUAUUCGCAUCGAUAAAACACGAGGACAACUUGCGCUUGGUGGGAAGUCGUCGGCGCGUAGAGGAUAUCAUAUCCUUAGACUUUUUCCCCUCGUAUUCUCACAUCUAUCUUUCAUCUGCCAGCAGCUUGAGACAAGACAAGUGUCACGAAUUCAAACUCCAUUUUGUUCUCUAAGGUUUAUGCCGAUACAGGCGGCACAUCUCAAGUUGUAAACUCGCUCGAAUGCUAUUCAUAACCAUUGUUGACGUCAGA